AUGAAUUCUAACAUAACUUCAAUAAAGUUAGUGUUGUUGGGAGAGGCAGCAGUCGGCAAAUCGUCGAUUGUUUUGAGAUUUGUAUCAAAUGACUUUUCCGAAAACAAAGAGCCUACAAUUGGGGCUGCUUUUCUAACUCAGAGAGUCAAUAUGGGCAAUCAGACGAUUAAGUUCGAAAUAUGGGACACUGCUGGUCAGGAGAGAUUUGCUUCUUUGGCGCCCAUGUACUAUAGAAACGCACAGGCAGCACUUGUGGUGUAUGACGUGACUAAGCCGCAAUCUUUCAUAAAAGCCCGCCAUUGGGUAAAAGAGCUCCACGAGCAAGCUACGAAAGGUAUUGUGAUUGCUUUAGUGGGUAAUAAGCUAGACCUGUUGGAGAACGGUGGCGAGAGAAAGGUGGCUCGGAGCGAGGCCGAGGCCCUCGCACAGGAGAAGGGCCUUCUCUUUUUUGAAACAAGUGCCAAGACCGGCGAUAAUGUGAACGAAGUGUUCCUAGGGAUAGGUGAAAAAAUACCUUUGAAGAAACCAGAGGAUCAACACGGUGUAUCGUCCGGUAUGACGGAUGGAAGCCGUGUCGACCUUAAUGCUAACAGCCCCUCUGAUCACAACGUCAACGGCUGUGCUUGUUAG
Molecule: messenger RNA, 630 nt
Organism: Eremothecium sinecaudum
Lineage: Eukaryota; Fungi; Ascomycota; Saccharomycetes; Saccharomycetales; Saccharomycetaceae
Gene: VPS21
Product: Rab family GTPase VPS21
Exons: 1
Coding region: 1-630 (209 amino acids)
Molecular function (GO): GTP binding; GTPase activity
Source: RefSeq, a predicted model, not a curated record